Entrophospora sp. SA101 is the source of this 1194-nucleotide messenger RNA. NCBI's taxonomy places the organism in Eukaryota, Fungi, Glomeromycota, Glomeromycetes, Entrophosporales, Entrophosporaceae. The record is from the annotation of a GenBank genome assembly.
AUGACUGCUGGUGUUAAUAGACCAACGCCAGAUCUUACAUCUGUACAAAAACAAUAUUUGCAACAAUAUUUGCGUCGUGAUAAACUUUAUCAAAAAAUUUUAGAUUUACAACAUGAACGGCAAUCCCAUUUGAUUAUAGAUAAACGCAAGGAGAUUACUCUUCAUGAUCAAAAGUAUCAACAAGCCAGGAUGAUGCCUGUGACAGCAUUUGGAACAGGAUAUGAUGGAUAUGGUAAUGGGACGACUGGGAAUAGGUUUCGUAUUAUCUAUCCCAACGAGAGGAAACGACCUAAGCGGACAAGAGAAUUUAAAUUUUCACUUCAACAAUUAGGUGAUAUAGCAGAGAAAGAAGAUGUAUUGAUACCUAUAAGGUUAGAAAUAGAUGGAGCAGACGGUUAUAAAUUGCGAGAUACAUUUACAUGGAACAUGAAUGAAACGCUUAUUACACCAGAACAUUUUGCCGAAGUAUUAUGUGAUGACCUCAAUUUUCCAGCAGCAAUAUUUGUACCAUUAAUAGUUAAACAAAUACAAGAUCAGAUACAAGGCUAUAUUAUACAUCCGGCUGCAUCACAAGAACCACCAAGUUCUGAUCCACAAAUUAUGGAAAUUACAACUAUUAAUGACGAAUUAAGAAUUUUGAUAAAGGUGGAUAUAACAGUCGGAAAAAUAUCCUUUGCCGAUCAAUUUGAGUGGGAUAUUAAUUGUCAAUGGAAUGAUCCGGAAUUAUUUGCAGAAAUUUUAACAACUGAAUUGGGGUUAGGAGGUGAAUUUAAAACAGCAAUAGCACAUUCUAUACGAGAACAAAUCCAAAUAUAUGUCAAAUCGUUGAUGCUUGUUGGACAUCCAUUUGAUGGCAUGUCAGUACAAGAUGAUGAUCUGAGACAAAGUUUCUUGCCACCAGUUUCCAACAUUAUUCGUAAAGAGGAUGCAGUUGAUACAUAUACACCUGUUUUGAUCGAAUUGAGCGAAGCAGAGAUUGAAAAGAUUGAAAAGGAUAGAGAAAGAGAUGCUAGGCGUAAAAGAAGACAGACUAGAGGAAGAAGAGGAGUUAUUUUACCAGAUCGAGAACCACCCAAAACUCAUCGUACAUUACUUCACAAUAACAUGAUAGUUCCAGACCCAACUGAUGAAACCAAUUUUAUAAUUAAACCUCGUCAUAAUGUAACUCGUUAUAGUGGAUUUCCAUAUGGUUGA